CCGCGCCUCAGCCUGCCCCAUCUUCCUCCACCACGAUGCCACCUGGCACCUAUACCCGCCACCAGGGGCUGCGCUCGAAUGCCCUGAUGGCGACCACGACGACGGCCUAUGCCCUCGGCAAGCUCAACCCCGACACCGCGUCACCUUCGUCCAUUUCCUCCGCCGUGACGACUCAGGGAUGGCAACCCCGUGGCCAGUUCCCCUUGCCGAUUACCACAUCGCCCCCUUUCACCCGCGGCAGAGACAAUGACGCCGAUGUCAGGAUCAAGAUCUAUGCUUGCGACCGCGUCCGUCAUGACCCGCAGUGCUCACCUGGGACAAUUCAGCCGGUGGUGGCAAGGAAAAAAGGACAAGGAGCAGAGCAUUUUUUUCUUUACAGCCUGGCUUCUUCUGCGAGGAAUUUGUGUUCACUUUAUGGCUGGUCGUUGGGGUGCUGGAUGAUGCGCAGGCAUAGGUGAACGAUGUCUUCUAUGAUCCAACAAUGUAUCAUACAAUUUGCAAGAUAGUUAGUGGAGAUCCUUUUCUGAAUCACUUAUUCAUGAGCAGCCUACAUAU
Triticum dicoccoides is the source of this 555-nucleotide messenger RNA. RefSeq lists its product as uncharacterized. Bases 36 to 458 code for a protein of 140 amino acids. NCBI's taxonomy places the organism in Eukaryota, Viridiplantae, Streptophyta, Magnoliopsida, Poales, Poaceae. The transcript is spliced from 2 exons. The record is from RefSeq and is a predicted model, not a curated record.